Xylona heveae TC161 is the source of this 1790-nucleotide messenger RNA. Its product is annotated as Clavaminate synthase-like protein. The transcript has a single exon. Gene Ontology annotation, molecular function: 2-oxoglutarate-dependent dioxygenase activity. The record is from RefSeq and is a predicted model, not a curated record. NCBI's taxonomy places the organism in Eukaryota, Fungi, Ascomycota, Xylonomycetes, Xylonales, Xylonaceae. The coding region runs from base 215 to 1660 and encodes 481 amino acids.
UGUGACUAAUAUAUCUCAAAAGCGACCCAAUUAUUCGCGGCUCCUCUUUUUCUGAAGGAAUUUUCAAGGUCACUCUUUUCAGAUGCCACCAAACUUUUUAUGUCAUGUGAAUAAGUUUCAGAUUAUUCAAAGAUUCUUUUGAGACAAACUGAAACUCAAAAGGCUAUUUCACCAAACACAUUUCGGCAUCGAUGAUCGUCUAGAUCAUGGCAACAUGCAGAUCUCAGACAUGCCAAUGGCCCAGGCGGUAAUCGACCUCGAAGAGCUCUGCGCGGCAGCUCAUUCAAUAAUCGAAGAUAUCUUUGCCGACGAUCCCAUCCAGGGAUGUGGAAAGGCCGUUUUACAGUUAUUGAGGAGUCGUCCAGAUAAUCUUAUACAGUUUGCUCGCGAUAAACUACAUGCAUACCCAUUCAAGGAUGUGCCGACCUGCUGGCGGCGACUGUUUACCGACGCAAGCAUAUCUAAAGCCAUUUCGGAGAUUGAGUGGCAUCUGUCUCAGACCAAGCUUGAUCACCGCAUAAAUCACGGUCAAGCCGCUGUCAUCGCUAAUGACGGUGUCGAAAUUGUCCAAGAUGAAGACUGGCUUGCUUCUGUCGUGCGUACGCUGGAUACGGCCGUCAUUAUGACUGGUGCCCCGCUACGUCGCGAACUCAUUGAAACACUUAUAUCUGCGCUCGCAGAUUCCGAGAUUGUCAAGCAGGACCCAGCAGAAGAUCAACGCAGUAAGCGGCGAAAGCUUGAGGACGACACCUUUCCAAUAUCGGAAAUGUCUAUUCCUGAAAUCACCAAUGAAAUCCCUCGAGCGCGGCUGUCGCUGACCCAGUUUGAAACCCAUCUUGUCAAUCCAACGCCUGUAAUCCUAACGGAUGCUCUUUCUCACUGGCCUGCUCUCAAUGAACGGCCGUGGAAGAGCCCAUCUUAUCUCCUUCAACGAACUUUUGGAGGCCGACGUCUCGUCCCAGUCGAGAUUGGGCGAUCCUACACGGAUGAAGGUUGGGGACAAGCCCUCAUUCCAUUCCGAGACUUUAUGGAUCAAUAUCUAGUCCGUAAAGAUCUAGUUGAGAGCGCCUUACGAAAUGAAAAGACGGAUCAAACUAGUCAAAAAGAGCAUCGUAUGGGUUAUCUUGCCCAGCAUGACCUCUUUUCGCAAAUUCCAAAUCUACGCAAUGACAUCUCCGUCCCAGACUUUUGCUACACCAUUCCUCCGCCGCCGAUGCCUGGAACGCCGCUUGCGGACAAAGAUAUACCUGAGCUUGAUGAGCCGUUAUUGAACGCAUGGUUUGGUCCUGCCGGCACAAUAUCUCCGUUGCAUACGGACCCUUACCAUAAUAUCCUAUGCCAAGCCGUUGGAAGAAAGUAUAUCCGCUUAUACAGUCCAAUAGAGACGGAUAAAUUGUAUCCCAGAGGCAUCGAGGACGGCGGAGUCGAUAUGCAGAAUACAAGUCAGGUUGACGUAGCGGCAGCCAUGGCCGAAGAGGAAGCCGAUUGGAGCGACGCCAUGGGUACGGAGAAGACAGAUGAAAAGUUCCCAUUGUUUAAAGACGCCAAAUAUGUUGAAUGCAUAUUGGAAGAAGGAGAAUGCUUGUACAUACCUGUUGGAUGGUGGCACUUUGUUCGAAGUUUAAGCGUUAGUUUUAGUAUCAGCUUUUGGUGGAACUGAAACGCGUUAAAUACAGAUACGAGGCAGCCUUGAUUGAUUCUGAGCAAUUCCAGCCGACAAGCUCAGAGCUGAUUUCAAAGUGUAAAUAUUUUAAUCUAAUUUUUUAGCGGCAAUAAAUGUCUAAUUGCAA